Molecule: messenger RNA, 1393 nt
Organism: Ahaetulla prasina
Lineage: Eukaryota; Metazoa; Chordata; Lepidosauria; Squamata; Colubridae
Gene: NXNL2
Product: nucleoredoxin like 2
Exons: 3
Coding region: 619-1089 (156 amino acids)
Biological process (GO): photoreceptor cell maintenance; sensory perception
Source: RefSeq, a predicted model, not a curated record
UUGACAUUUUCCACUACAGACUGAGCGCCUGAGUCGACCUUGCGGUCUUGGAUUUGAACGGCGACCAUUAACUUGGUCACACUUGUCGCUUCUUCUUCUCAACAAAGACACACCCCGUCGUAGUGCAACCGGGUCUGGGGAAUAAUACUUGAGAAGACGCGAGCUUUCCCAACGCUCCUCUACGCUUUCGGGGUCUAUUUUUAAAAACGUUACAUCCAUUUAUAGCUCAGGUAAAUAAAUUCGCAAGCCUUUAAUCCGGCUCAUCGGAUUCUCCGAGCCCGACGUUCAUUUCCUUUCUCCCGCCUACGUGUCUGCCCUCCAGGCGUCGGGGCUUUUUAUUUUUCUCCAGGCGGUUCUGGGGCAGAGAUCGGAUCCGAGGAACCUUCUCGCUCCGCGCCUCGAGUCGUCUCCAAGGGUGCCUUUGCGAGGAAAAAGCAUCGGAAAAAAGGACGGCGCCCAUUUUUCCCGCCGUCGGGGAAAAGUUGUGUCCCGUGGAUGUUUUGCAAGGAUCGGCUUAAGCAAUUCAAGGGCCGUCCGUCCUGCAGUUGACUCCUUCCCUUUCUACGUAGCUCCUCAAGCCGUAUCGGGCGGCCGACCGCUCGCUCGCUCGCUCUCAGCAUGGUGGAUUUGUUCGUCGGGCGGAUCCUCGUGAACCUGGAGGGCGCCUUCGUGGACCCCGAGCAAGCUUUGGAGAACAAAAUCGUGGGCUUGUACUUUUCGGCCGCCUGGUGCUCCCUCUGCAGGGACUUCACCCCGACGCUGUGCGAUUUCUACAGCGAAUUGGUGGAUGUCGUCACUCAUCCGGCCCCUUUCCAGAUCGUCUUCAUCUCGUCCGACCGCAGCCGGGAAGAAAUGGCGAGCUUUAUGUACAAGAUGCACCCGGCUUGGCUGGCCUUGCCCUUCCACGACCCCCUUAAGCAUGAAUUGAAGAAGAAAUACAACAUAACAGCCAUCCCCAAACUUGUGAUUGUUAAACAAACUGGAGAAGUAAUUACCGAUAAAGGGAGAAAACAGAUUCGUGAGAGAGGGCUCAACUGCUUUCAAAACUGGCUUGAGGGGGCUGAUAUCUUUCAGAAUUUUUGUACCUGAACCAAAAUAGUAUUUUCAGACUUAAACAAAACAAUAUCUUUGCUAUCUGCAACUAGACUUAGAGGGGAAGUUACGUUCUCCUUUUUUAAUGCUGACUUGCUUAGUUUUAAAUCCUACAUGGUUGGAAUAAUUAGACAUAUCUGAGUCUUCUAUAUUGUUGCUAUUUAUACUUUUAUUACAUAGAAGAGACAAAAGUAGUCUUAAUAUUCAUGAAUUGAUAAAUUUGAUAAUUGGUUUGAAAAUUGCUAAUUUAUUUAAUAUGUCUAUAUUUAGCUCUUUAAAAGAGUGCUAUCUUAAAUCUAUG